AUGGCAACAAUCGCACGCCGAAUCGUCAGCGGCCAGAAGGCCCGCUUCAAGGACCCUCUGCUCGAUCUCGACCUCGAUCUCACCUAUGUCACCGAUCACAUCAUCAUCAUGGGCUUCCCUGCCUCCGGUCUUCAAUCGCUUUACCGCAACAAACGUUCCGACGUCCGUCGCUUCCUCGACAAGCGUCACGACGACCUCUACCGCGUCUACAACUUCUGCCCUGUCACUGAAAACUCUUACGAUGCCGACGAGUUCUACGGAAGGGUCUCGCGGUUCCCCUUCCCAGACCACCACGUUCCACCGCUCAGCUUGAUCCCGCUCUUCGUGGCCGACAUUACCGAUUAUCUAGAAUCGGAUCCCGAUGCGACCGCUGUCAUUCACUGCAAAGCCGGAAAGGGAAGAUCAGGAACCAUGACAUGCUGCUAUCUUGUCUCGUUGCCUUACUUGCCGACUGCUCCUACCAGCAUCAGGAACUACAGCAAGAUGCAGCGUCCGCCACAGCAGUCUGUCACUCCACCGCCUGCCCUCGCACCUAUCGCCUAUGCCAACGGUGCAACAGAUGAGCAACAGUCGGGCUCAACACAGACAACGCAGCCUCAGACUCCUCUACGAAGCAGCAGUAUGACUUGGCAAAUCUCUCGUUCGGCAGCAUGGACCAAUGCCGCUUCUUCCACCGUCUCUUUCAGUGCUGGCUACACCAUGCCUUUUCCAACCAGCGGCACUUUGCGACGACGACCCUCUCUUGCACCGGAGCAAAGCAUCAUCCGCAACGACGACCACAACCCAGAAAUGGAAAUCCAACAGAUCUCACAACGACUCCAAACCAUCUUUGACCUCCACACCGAACGUCGUAUGAAGCCUCAAUCCCAUAGCAAACCUAGUGGUCGUCAGCGUGCAAGGUCCAACGCAGCAGGGUUGCGACCCUCUGCUCACUCCACGGGUGCGAUGCCUUCUGCUGCCACUUCCACUCUUUCGCUUCGUGCACUGGGUGCUGGUCCAGCAGGCCGCAGCUGUGAUGCGCUCCACAUGUCAGGCCAGAGCACCAACGAUCUCAGUCUCAGUAUGCACUCUCGUUUCCCCACGCACAGCAGAGCCAGCACCAGCAUGCCCUGCUACCAACCAGCUGAUACUAGCAUGAGCACGUCCAUCGUCGAUGCUUACAGCAACAACCCUUACCGCCAAGGCAGCCACGUCCGGGGAUCGGAAGACGACCAAGAAUCCAUCGCAGUCAACCAGAACACGGAAGAUCACAGCGACACCAAGAAACCCAAAAUGGGCGUUUCCAUCCCCUCCCAACGUCGAUGGGUUGGAUACUGGACCCGCAUUCUCUCCGGUCGCGACGCACGCCUAUCCAUGACUUCAACCAUCCGUCAACCUCGUCGACAAAUCCGCAUCACUCGCAUUUCUGUCGAACGUCGUUCCUCCCCCUCAUCCAACUCCAAAGGCGUCCAAUCUCUAUUCGAGAAACUCGUUCCACACUCUGACUCACUCAGCGUCCAACUCGUCCGCUAUGACGAUUCCCUCGUUGACCGUCUCGAAUCGUGGGAGCGACAGGCACGACGCAGAGCCAAAGCUUUCGGUCAACACGACCCUUCCGGCCUAGCAGGCGAUCUCAAUGCUGAACAACAACAGCAACGGCAGUACCUCAAGUCUUUGAGACGUAAGGCUUCUGCUUUACAAUGUUGGGAUGGAAACAAGUUCAGUUCGGAACACGAGACAAAGAUUGGCAAUUGGGGGAUCCAGGUAGCGGCGGAGGCGGAAAGAGCUAGAGCUUUCGAUUGGAGAGAUGAUCAACCUCAACUACAGUAUUUCAGUUUGUUAGCUGAGAGUCAGCCGAGACAAGUGCUAGAGGAGGCAGUGGUGGAUGGGAAAGGGAAAAAGGGGGACAAGGUGUGGAAGUACACUUUCGAGCCGAAAGAGGAGAGUGGCAAUGGGAGACACUCGUCGGCAUCCAGCGCUGAUUCGGGGUAUUACUCUUCCUCUACUAACGCGGUUUCGCCGGGUGAAGCUGCUCCAGCAGGACCUUCUCGCCUUGCCCCUCCCUCUGACCCAAGCCCAGGAGGUCCGCUGAGGAAAAUGACCCGGAAAGCAUCCUCAAUCUUCACCCGCCCCUCUCCCUGCGACGAGAUCACACCCCCGUCAUCCACAUCUUACCUCGCCCACCAUCCCACCUCUUCCUUCCCUUCCUCCACCCCCCUCUCAGUCGGCCAAGUAUUGGACGCAGACAGAGAAAUUUGCAUCAAAGUCCUCGUCGGUCGCACCGGUUCGAAACACUCCAAACUCCCUGACAUAGCCUCAGCCGGAUGGUGUUGGUUGAUCCCUUCAUUCGAAGAUCCUGACGCUGGAGUGGCAGGCAUGGCUCGAGUCGGAGCAAAGACUCAAAUCCGAUUUGAAAAGGAUGAGAUCGAUUUCAGAAAACAACCUCUAGGAUUGAUCGCGAUUGAGAUCGAAUGGGAGUGGAUUAGUGUCGGUGUUGACGAGAAUGCUCAUGAUGACGAUGCGAGUGAUGAUGAGCAUUACUAA
Molecule: messenger RNA, 2523 nt
Organism: Ustilago hordei
Lineage: Eukaryota; Fungi; Basidiomycota; Ustilaginomycetes; Ustilaginales; Ustilaginaceae
Exons: 1
Coding region: 1-2523 (840 amino acids)
Biological process (GO): phosphatidylinositol 3-kinase/protein kinase B signal transduction; protein dephosphorylation; regulation of phosphatidylinositol 3-kinase/protein kinase B signal transduction
Cellular component (GO): nucleus; plasma membrane; cytosol
Molecular function (GO): protein tyrosine phosphatase activity; phosphatidylinositol-3,4,5-trisphosphate 3-phosphatase activity
Source: RefSeq, a predicted model, not a curated record